Limanda limanda (common dab) is the source of this 2895-nucleotide messenger RNA. RefSeq names its product kelch-like family member 36 (gene klhl36). Lineage: Eukaryota; Metazoa; Chordata; Actinopteri; Pleuronectiformes; Pleuronectidae. The record is from RefSeq and is a predicted model, not a curated record. The coding region runs from base 222 to 2114 and encodes 630 amino acids. The transcript is spliced from 9 exons. Gene Ontology annotation, molecular function: cullin family protein binding.
GUGGUGCAGCUCUGUGUUUUGUGUUAUAAACGGUUUUUACGUGUGUGUGUGUGCGUGAACAGUCACGUGAUUAAACCGGUUUAUAAACAGCUCAAACACAACAACACUCUUCAAGCUUCCGGUUUGUGUUGUUUUUCUUCUUCUACGUUUUAACUGCGAGUUACAGACGAGUGAAACAGACGAUGUUUCCAUGAGAGAUGAUGCCCACCUGAGGGGACGUGAUGGACAAUGUCAAAACAAGCCGUGUGAGUCGGCCUCAGCGGAUCAGUGAAACAUCCAAGGUGUUCCGAUGGGCGGAGCAGGGGGCGGAGCUUCUGCGCGGCCUGGACGAGCAGCGGCAGCUCGCUCACUUCUGUGACGUGGUGCUGGUGGCCGACGACCACCGGGUCCCGGCUCACCGCGCCCUGCUCGCCAUCUCCAGCCCGUACUUCCACGCCAUGUUCACCUUGGGCAUGAGGGAGGAGCAUCAGGAGGAGGUGGAGCUGGUGGGGUUGUCCUGCGCCGGUCUGAAGGCUGUGGUCGACUUCCUGUACACCGCUGAGCUGCCAUUGGACGGAGGGAACAUCGACUCUGUGCUGGAAGCUGCUCACCUGCUGCAGGUGUGGCGAGCGGUGGAUUUCUGCUGUCAGUACCUGGAGCAGGAAGUGAGCGAGGACAACUUCCUGUACCUGCAGGAGCUGGCUCUGUUCUACAGCCUGGAGCGCCUGGACGCCUUCAUCGACCGCUUCGUCCUCGCUCGUUUCUCCACGCUCUCUCUCACCCGGGACUUCCUGCUCAACAUCCCUCUGCACAAACUCAGCUCCUACCUCGCCAGCAGCCAGGUUCAGCACGCCAGCGAGCAGGCGCUGCUCCAGGUCGCCAUGCGGUGGCUCAGCCAGACGCCCGAGCGCACGGCCCACUCCUCCCAGCUGCUCGCCCACAUCCGCUUCCCUCUGAUGCCGGCGGGCGACCUCGUCGACCCGGUGCUGGCGGCGGUGCGGUCGCUGCUGCCGGGGGGGGCUGGCUGCGAGGCGCUGGUGGAGGAAGCUCUGGAGUAUCACGCCAAUCCCAGCGCUCAGCCGCUGCUGCAGACAGGACGCACGGCGCUGAGGGGGGGCGUGGAGCAGCUGCUGCUGAUUGGAGGAGAGGUGUCGGAGUUCGGGGAGGAGCUGAGCGCUAACGUCUGCCGUCUGGCCGGUGAAGCCGAGCAGUGGGCGGUGGAGACGGAGCUGCCGGGCCAGCGGAGCCACCACUGCCUGGCCGUGCUCGGCGGCUUCAUCUUCGCUGCCGGCGGCAGCUCGUCCCGGGACAACGGUGGAGACGCUGCCUGUAACCUCCUGUACCGAUACGACCCCCGACACAACCAGUGGACCCGGGGGGCGCCGAUGAACCAGCGGCGGGUGGACUUCUACCUGGGGACGGUGGGACAGUGUCUGAUCGCUGUGGGUGGAAGGAACGACACCGGAGCUCUGUCCUCGGUGGAGCUUUACUGUCCGGCUGAGGACUGCUGGUCCUACGUGGCCGAACUGUCCCGGUUUACCUACGGUCACGCCGGGACCGUCCACCAGGGGGUGGUCUACAUCUCCGGCGGCCAUGACUUCCAGAUCGGCCCGUACCGCCGAGAGGUCCUGAGCUACGACCCCUCCCAGGCCGGGGGGGUUUGGCUGGAGCGCCAGUCCAUGUCUCUGGCCCGCGGCUGGCACUGCAUGGCGUCACUCAACCACCUGAUCUACGCCAUCGGGGGCAGCGACGACCACGAGGACACCACCGAGCGCUUCGACAUCCUGCAGGUGGAGUCCUACGACCCCCGCAGCGGCCAGUGGACCCGGGUGGCGCCGUUGCUGCUGCCCAACAGCGAGGCGGGGCUCGCCGUGUGGGCCGGCAAGAUCUACGUGCUGGGGGGCUACAGCUGGGAGAGCAUGGUGUUCUCCAGAGCCAUGCAGGUGUACAACCCCGACAGAGGGUCCUGGUCCAGAGGGCCCGACCUCCCCAAACGCAUCGCAGGCGCCUCAGCGUGCGUCUGCAGCGUCAAGCCCUCGACAUCAUCAUCAUCAUCAUCAUCAUCAUCAUCAUCAUCCUCUCCGGAGAAGAAGAAGAUGGGACAAAGAGUGAAAGGAAGAUCAAACCCUGUGUAACGACGAAGGACUUUUCUCUUUGUCCAGACAGAAGCAUCAGCUCAUCACACCAGCGCAGGAGGAACCUCUGACGACCUGAGGAGGUUCUGCUCCAAACCCGUUUGAGUGAAGUCUGGUUCACUGGAAGCUCCAACGUUCCAAGGAUCUGGAGCAGAACCCAGAACCAGAGCUGAUCUGGUGGAAGAAGAGUUUUAAAUAGAGCUCAUCCCGUCCCUCAGGGAAUCCUAGAACCUGAGGGACGGACGUGGAGACCAAUGAGGUGAGACGUGGUCGUAUGUCUCAGGCUUCUCUCCUGUGUUCUGUCCUCUCAGGACCUUUGUCCUACUCAACACAGGAAGUUGACUGUCUGUGGACGGAGUUGUUCCGUCUUUUAGUCGUUAUCUAUCCGACUUCUUAGCCCUGGUUCCCAUGGUUACUGGAGGAGAGAGAAGGGACUGAAGUGUGUCGGGCCGAGCGAGGAUCAACAUGAAUCAAACUAAGUUCAGUUUGAAAACCGGAUCAACAGCCUCGAACCGGCACAUUUUGAUAACUGACUGUAAUAAAAUAUGAAACGUGUCUCAACUGUCAAACUGCUUUUAAUUAAAAACAAUCUCGUGUCAACAGAAACACACACUUGACUUUAUUCAUAACAGGGAAACACACAAAGAGCUGAUCUAUAUUUUGUUUACAUUCAUGUUUGUAAACUGAAUUCUCUUCACAGUUGUCAUCACAUUUCAUCAGGUAGAGAGUCACUGGAGGGUUUCAGUGUGUGAUGCUGGUGGGAGGAGCCGUGUGACGCUGG